GUUGACAUCGCAAUUAUAAAUUACAGAGAAAUUUAUGUAAUAUUUAUAUCAUACUCUGCUUUUUAUCUAUAAAUGUUUAUUAAACAGUAUUUGUAUAAGAAGAAUUUGAUAGAGAGUAAUUAAUUAAAUAGUUUGAACAUUUCAAUUGGUUGUGUCGGAAUAACUUUGAUCGAAGCGCCAAUUCAUCUAACCAAACAAUUGGCAAUAUUAUUGUCAGCGCCUCUGUUAUGAAAAUUGUGAAAAUUUAUGGUGCAAGUGACACAUAAUUUGUUUAUAAAAAAUAUUACCGUUAAUGCAAUAUCAAUAAAUAUACAUGAACUAAAUUAUCAUGAAGAAAAGUAUGUAAAGUACAGUUGAAUUGUUUGUGAAUACUAAAAAUUACGAUUAUGGAUGAAGAAACAUUAAAUAGAUUAGCAGCAGAAGCCUUGAUUGAAGAAGCCAAAUUAGGAGCAAGAAGAGCAGAAAUCAUGGGUCCAAGUGGUUGGGUCAAACCUAAAGAAACUGUCAACAAGAGAUUCUUAAGUUCAACAAUUCGUAAUGCUGUUAUUUUUAACAGACAUCGACAGAAAAGAAAAGAACGACCAAGUGAAAGUCACUCACAUGAAGACUCUAAAAAUUAUAAUAAGGAGAAAACAAGGUCCCGUAAAAGCAACAAAUAAUUCAAACAACUAUAGUACAUAUAAUUAAAAUUUCCAAUCAUUCUAUGGGAAUUUCAAGUGAAAGUAAAAAAUAUUCAAAAAAAUUUACCAAAGUAGAUCUUCAAAUAAUUAUAUGUUUAUAGUCUCAGAGAUUAAAAGAUAACUUAAAAGAAUAUUUUUAUCCUAGCUAUAGAAAUAAUGUCUUAAAGUGUUAUUUAAUUAAUAAUUAAUAUUUUUAUUUAUUUAAAAUUAUGAUUGCCUUUAUUUUCAAAAAUAUUUAAAACUUAGCACAAAGUAUUUGUAAGAAAUUCAAA
This is a messenger RNA of Chelonus insularis, 952 nucleotides long. Its product is annotated as protein POLR1D-like. The transcript is spliced from 2 exons. The record is from RefSeq and is a predicted model, not a curated record. Lineage: Eukaryota; Metazoa; Arthropoda; Insecta; Hymenoptera; Braconidae. The coding region runs from base 387 to 659 and encodes 90 amino acids.